AUGAAGCCGAUAGACAAUACAAAGGAAACGGUGACGUUUAGGGCGGUGGGCAGGGACGAAGAAGGGGGAAAGCGCGUGACGAAACACGAGGUGGAGACGCACAACAUCGACACGCUGAAACACAUAGAGAAGAAACUGAUGGACAAAGGGAUCCACCGGAAAGACCGCCGUCCGGCGAGCGGGAUUCCGCUGGGGAAGCAGUCGAAAUCCGGGCACGGCGGGAAGUUCACGUGGGAAGGUCCGGCGGACGAGGCGGAGUACGAGCUGGACGACGUGCCGGCGGCCAUCGACGAGAAGGAUCCAAACUACGUGGAUGAGGAGGCGGAGAAGAGCAUAUUGAGGGGAGAGGUUAGCGGCGUGGAGGGAAUGGUGGUCGGAGAAGUUGACGUGCCAAAGGUGGCGGCGGAAGGGGUUGCUAGAGUGGAUGUCCAUCAUCAGCUACAACCUAAUGCUUAA
Ipomoea nil (Japanese morning glory) is the source of this 456-nucleotide messenger RNA. RefSeq lists its product as uncharacterized. The record is from RefSeq and is a predicted model, not a curated record. Bases 1 to 456 code for a protein of 151 amino acids. The transcript has a single exon. NCBI's taxonomy places the organism in Eukaryota, Viridiplantae, Streptophyta, Magnoliopsida, Solanales, Convolvulaceae.